GCAAAAGUACCCAUCUUCACGUCUCCUUAAAUUAAUUAAACAAAAACCUUUUGGACUUGGAGAAGGGAAAGAUGAAGAAAACAAUCUACAAUUGAACACGAAACUUAAGCGUAAUUCCCCCCUUUCAUUCUCCACGCAACCCCCUAUCACGGCCGCGACCGGAGAACGGAGACCGGUGACCGGCGGCAGUCUUAAAGUAUCUCGUCGUUUUUGCCUCACCUUUUUUGGGAUAGAUUUCAUCGCCCAUGUGCGGCUGACGGAAAUUUAUAGUGUUUAUAUUGUAGGAGAAAAACCUAGAAAAUUUCGGGGUUUUUAGUGUGAGCCCAUAUAUUAUAUAGCUUUGUUAGGCAGGUUUAUGUGGUUAUUGUGUGUUUUUGAAUAUUGGAGGAGGUAGGGAAAGCUGGUCUGGACAUUAUUAUCAUCGGAGGGAACACAAAAAAGAUCACUUUUGACUUGUUGAGAAUUCGGAGCAGCACUUUGAUCAAAAGAAAGAAAAUUUAGUUUCCCCAACUGGGUUUUCUCGGAAUUGCUUAGAAUUGUUUACUUACUGGUAUAUUGAGAAUUUCAGCUGGGUGUUUGUGGAAACAGUGAAUCUAGUUUCAGUGCUAUAUUUUAAUUGCUUGGUCCAUGGGGAAUGGUCAGGGUGUGUUUGCAUAUCGUCAGCGUACAUGAAUGAUGUUCAGUGGACAAAAAGGUGCUAAUGGCCUUAACAUAUUCAAAUGGAGAAGGCACGGCGAAUCAUCAUUGAGAACAGGAUUGCUUGAUGAUGUGCAUCCUGAAAUCGAACUGUCGGACUAUCGCAGAGCACCAAGUCCAGGUAGUGAAAGCCCAUCUGGGCUUCUUAAUGGUGAAAGCGUGAAUGUUGAACCAAUUUCUGAUCUGGACUUGUUCUUCGAGAGGCUCUACAACUAUUAUUGCGAGAAAGGAUUAUGGUGCAUUAUUAUAAAGUGGAUAUUUGAGCUCUUGAGCCUAGCUUUCACUAUAUGCUUUUCUGGAUUUUUUCUGUUGUACGUUGAUUGGAAUGGGCUCCGCAAUGCCAAAUGUGGAAUGGAUGCUGUGGAAUCUGGAAUUAAACCUUGUGAUCUGGCCAAUGAAGCUCUUCAUCUGCACCCAUUGAAACCUCUUACUCUCUUUAAAGCCAUUGUGUUGGGUUACCUGGGGAUAUUUUCUGUCUACUGGAUAUUUUGCUUCUUAAGGUUUUUUGCACAGCUAAAAGAAACCCUGACAAUCCGUCAGUUCUACUACAGAAGUCUUCAUGUGACAGACAAGGAGAUACAAACCAUUCCGUGGGCAUCCAUUCUUGAAAGGGUUGUUCAGUUACAAGAAUUGCAACAACUUUGUGUAGUCAAGAAUCUUUCUAUUCAUGAUGUGGUUAUGCGAUUAAUGCGGAAGGAAAAUUAUUUGAUAGGAAUGCUUAACAAAGGGCUCCUUGCUUUUCCUAUUUCUCACUGGGUACCUGGCGCUGGUCCAACUAUCAGUUAUGGCCCCAAUGAUGUGUGUAGUCGUCUAAUACUGACAAAAACCCUUGAAUGGACCUUAAAUUGGUGCAUACUGCAGAGCAUGUUUGACAGAAACUUUUGUAUACGGAGGGACUUCAUUUCUGAUCCUAAAACAUUAAAGAAAAGGCUUAUGAUUGUUGGAGUUUUAAUGCUUCUCUUAUCCCCAUUUCUCGUCAUAUUCAUGCUGGUGUAUCUCUUCUUGAGGCAUGCUGAACAGUUCUACAACCAUCCAAGUACGGCAUCGUCUCGAAGAUGGUCAAAUCUUUCCAAGUGGAUGUUUAGGGAAUUCAACGAGGUUGACCAUUUGUUUAAGCAUCGCAUCAACAGCAGUGCCAUACAUGCUUCUGAUUAUCUAAAGCAAUUUCCAUCGCCAAUUAUAUCUAUUGUCGCAAAGUUCAUUUCUUUUGUUUCCGGUGGAUUUGCUGCUGUUCUUAUUAUCAUUGCAUUUCUAGAAGAAUCUCUACUGGAAGGCCAUAUAUUUGGUCGCAACUUAUUCUGGUAUGCUGCGGUAUUUGGAACUAUAACAGCUAUAAGCCGGGCUGCAAUAACCGAUGAGCUUCUUGUCCUUGACCCACAGGGAGCAAUGUCACUUGUUGUCCAACAUACACACUUUAUGCCAAAGAGAUGGCGAGGGAAAGAAAAUACUGAGGCCGUACGAAUUGAGUUUGAAACUUUAUUCCAGUAUACCGGAAUGAUGUUACUUGAGGAGAUGGCCUCAAUUUUUCUUACACCAUGUCUACUGCUAUUUGUUGUCCCAAAGAAGGUCGAUGAUAUUUUGCGCUUCAUUGCGGACUUCACUGUUCAUGUUGAGGGUGUUGGUCAUGUGUGCAGCUUCAGCAUGUUUGAUUUUCAGAAUCAUGGCAAUAGCAAAUAUGGAUCACCAUAUAGUUCUCCCCGCUUGCAGAGAAGUUCUCAAGGGAAAAUGGAGAAAUCAUUCCUGAGCUUUCAAACCAGCUAUCCUUCCUGGCAACCUGAUGAUCAUGGAAAACAGUUCAUAUCAACACUUAAAGCGUUUAGAGAGCAAAAGCUGCAGUUGCAUGAAAUAGGACCUGCAUAUCGACCUUCAGAGUUACAGCACUGGAAUCCUGACUUUAGAGGCUUAAGCGAUCGAAACAAUUUGUUCUCCUGGGAAACGCCUCUCAACAACUUAGGAGCUGGAUUUGGCUCAAUGUGGUUAAUAGAUGGUGGACAGAGGAAUUAUCCUUACAUUCUUGAUUGGUAUUAUACCUCGCAUCCUCACAAUACAAAUGGUGAUUCAAGAGGCAUUGAAUCCAGGCCUCUUCAUAGUGAUAACAAUGAACAACUUAAAGAUCCUUGGAUGCCACCUCAUUUUGUGCAAAGCAAGGAUACAGUUGACGACAACUGGGGGCACCUAUUUGAGGACCGAGCAAAAAGUCAUCUCGAAGCUACCACAUCAGCUCCUGUUUUGAGGGAGAGCAUCCUACAUCAUGAUGAUUCAAGUAGCAUGGCACAAUCUAUGAGGAGCCAGUGGUGGACUAGAAGUCGACCACAAGUCGCAGAUCCCCAGACAAGCUUCCUUGAACCUCCGAAUUUCAACAGCAAUCCUCGUAAUUAUUAUGAUAAUUUCUCUGACAGAAGUCAAGACGAGCACGAGCAUGAACAUGUUUACUUGAAGAAUUCUAAUAGGUUGGCCAAUACCUUCUUCAUGGACGAUUCGGUUGGAGACUUCAACCUUCCUUUUGAUGAUAUUUACAGAAGGCCCUCAGGAAACCCCACAAGAAAGUUAGAUCCUUCAGAUCUUGUUUGAUGUCAAUCUCUAAAGACACUAGGAAAUGUUAUGAAUUUCUGGGUCUCCAAGUUGUCUUCUUUCAAGAAAAUUGUUCAUAUUUUACAUUCUUUAUUGUGCAUAGUUGAUUGUGAGGUUAGAUUUCUGGAAAAAGGGCCCCAGGUUUUUUCUAGAAAUUAAUUGGAUUUGAAUGUCAUCAUUGAUCCUUUUAAAAAUGUAAGCACCACUAGAGCUGCUGCUAACAAUGGAAGACAUUCUUUGUACAUAAUGCAAUUUAGCAAGUAUUUCCUUUCUUGAUC
Messenger RNA from Solanum dulcamara, 3545 nucleotides. RefSeq names its product autophagy-related protein 9. The record is from RefSeq and is a predicted model, not a curated record. The coding region runs from base 673 to 3267 and encodes 864 amino acids. The transcript has 10 exons. NCBI's taxonomy places the organism in Eukaryota, Viridiplantae, Streptophyta, Magnoliopsida, Solanales, Solanaceae. Gene Ontology annotation, biological process: protein localization to phagophore assembly site; autophagy of mitochondrion. Gene Ontology annotation, cellular component: autophagosome; phagophore assembly site.